UCCUCAGCGUCGGAAGGCGAUGGAGCGCUCCGAGCCGUUGACUGUGCGUCCCCGGGAAGAGGCGUCGUGCUCCUCCUGGGGAGCCUGCAGUGCAAGUAAAAAUUUACCUACCAUGUCAUCAGAAUCUGUGGAAAUCGAUGAUGGAUUAUACAGUCGACAGAGAUACGUUCUUGGUGACACAGCAAUGCAGAAGAUGGCCAAGUCUCAUGUCUUCUUAAGUGGUAUGGGUGGGCUUGGAGUGGAAAUUGCAAAGAAUCUUGUUCUUGCAGGGAUUAAGGCGCUGACCAUUCAUGACACAAAAAAAUGCCAAGCAUGGGAUCUAGGGACCAAUUUCUUUUUAUGUGAAGAAGAUGUUAUUAAUGAGAAAAACAGGGCUGAAGCUGUACUUCAUCGUAUUGCAGAACUAAAUCCAUAUGUUCAUGUGUCAUCAUCUUCUUCCCCUUUCAAUGAAACCACAGACCUCUCCUUCUUAGAAAAAUACCAGUGUAUAGUAGUGACAGAAAUGAAAUUGACAUUACAAAAGAAGAUCAAUGACUUUUGCCAUUCUCAUUGCCCUCCAAUUAAGUUUAUAAGUGCAGAUGUACAUGGAAUUUGGUCCAGGUUGUUUUGUGAUUUUGGUGAUGAAUUUGAAGUUUCAGAUACAACAGGAGAAGAACCAAAAGAAAUUUUCAUUUCAAACAUAACGCAAGCUAAUCCUGGCAUUGUCACUUGCCUUGAAAAUCAUCCUCACAAGCUUGAGACAGGACAAUACCUAACAUUUCGAGAAAUUAAUGGAAUGACAGGCCUGAAUGGAUCUGUACAACAGAUAACUGUGGUGUCACCAUUUUCUUUCAGCAUUGGUGAUACUACAGGACUGGAUCCAUAUUUACAUGGAGGCAUAGCUGUACAAAUUAAGACUCCUAAAACUUUUUGCUUUGAACCCCUGGAAAGGCAGAUAAAACGUCCAAAGUACCUUAUUGCAGAUUUUAGCAAACCUGAGGCACCUUUACAGAUUCAUGCAGCUAUGCUUUCCUUGGAUCAGUUUCAGGAAAACCACAAUCGUAAGCCAAAUAUCAGAUGUCAGCAAGAUUCAGAUGAGUUGUUGAAACUAACAAUAUCUAUAAGUGAAACCUUGGAAGAGAAGCCUGAAGUGAAUGCUGACAUUGUGCACCUGCUCUCGUGGACUGCUCAAGGCUUUUUAACCCCCCUUGCUGCAGCAGUGGGAGGUGUUGCCAGCCAAGAAGUAUUAAAAGCUGUUACAGGGAAGUUUUCCCCUUUGUGCCAAUGGUUGUUUCUUGAAGCAGCAGAUACUGUCAGAUCCCUAGGCAAUCCUGGGCAUGAAGAGUUUCUCCCAAGAGGAGAUAGAUAUGAUGCCUUACGAGCCUGCAUUGGAAAUACAUUGUGUCAGAAGCUACACAAUCUGAAUAUCUUCUUAGUAGGAUGUGGUGCCAUAGGCUGUGAAAUGUUAAAAAAUUUGGCAUUACUAGGUGUUGGUACAAACAGAGAGAAAGGAAUGGUUACAGUUACAGAUCCUGACUUGAUAGAAAAAUCCAACCUAAACAGACAGUUUCUGUUUCGUCCUCAUCACAUACAGAAACCUAAAAGCUAUACUGCUGCUGAAGCAACUCUGAAAAUAAAUCCUCAAUUAAAAAUAGAUGCACACCUGAACAAAGUUUGUCCAGCCACUGAGAGUAUAUACAGUGAUGAAUUUUAUACUAAGCAAGAUAUCAUUAUUACAGCACUAGAUAAUGUGGAAGCCAGGAGAUAUGUAGACAGUCGUUGCUUAUCAAAUCUACGGCCUCUCUUAGAUUCUGGAACAAUGGGCACAAAAGGGCACACUGAAAUUAUUGUGCCUCAAUUGACUGAAUCUUAUAAUAGUCACCGGGACCCCCCAGAAGAGGAAAUACCAUUUUGCACUCUAAAGUCCUUUCCAGCAGCUAUCGAACAUACUAUCCAGUGGGCAAGAGACAAGUUUGAAAGUUCCUUCUCUCACAAGCCUUCAUUGUUUAACAAAUUUUGGCAAGCCCAUCCUUCUGCCGAAGAUGUCUUACAGAAGAUACAAAAUGGACAGAGUCUAGAAGGCUGUUUUCAAGUUAUUAAGCUACUUAGCAGAAGACCUAGAAAUUGGUUCCAGUGUAUAGAAUUAGCAAGACUAAAGUUUGAAAAAUAUUUCAACCAUAAGGCUCUUCAACUUCUUCACUGUUUUCCUCUUGACACACGAUUAAAAGAUGGCAGUUUGUUUUGGCAGUCACCAAAAAGGCCACCUUCUCCAAUAAAAUUUGAUUUAAAUGAACCUUUGCACCUCAGUUUUCUUCAGAGUGCUGCAAAACUAUAUGCUACAAUAUAUUGCAUUCCAUUUUCAGAAAAGGACUUAUCAGUGGAUACCCUCAUGGAUAUUCUUUCAGAAGUUAAAAUUGAGGAAUUCAAGCCUUCCAACAAGGUUGUUCAAACAGAUGAAACUGCAAGGAAACCAAACCAUGUUCCUAUCUCCAGUGAAGACGAGAGGAAUGCUGUUUUCCAACUGGAGAAGGCUAUUUCAUCUAACAAAGCUACCAAAAGUAACCUUCAGAUGGCAGUGCUUACAUUUGAAAAAGAUGAUGACAGUAAUGGACAUAUAGAUUUCAUCACAGCUGCUUCCAACCUUCGAGCCAAAAUGUAUAGCAUUGAACCAGCUGACCGUUUUAAAACUAAACGCAUAGCUGGUAAAAUUAUACCUGCUAUAGCAACAUCGACCGCUGCAGUUUCUGGCUUGGUUGCCUUGGAGAUGAUCAAGGUAGCUGGUGGCUAUCCCUUUGAAGCAUACAAAAACUGUUUCCUUAAUUUAGCCAUUCCAAUAAUAGUGUUUACAGAGACUUCUGAAGUACGAAGAAGUGAAAUCAGAAAUGGAAUAUCAUUUACAAUUUGGGACAGAUGGACUGUACAUGGAAAAGAAGAUUUCACCCUGUCAGAUUUCAUAAAUGCUGUCAAAGAGAAGUAUGGAAUUGAGCCAGCAAUGGUGGUGCAGGGAGUCAAGAUGCUUUAUGUUCCUGUAAUGCCGGGUCAUGCAAAAAGGUUAAAGUUGACAAUGCACAAACUUGUGAAACCUUCUACUGAGAAGAAAUAUGUGGAUCUCACUGUGUCAUUUGCCCCAGACACUGAUGGAGAUGAAGAUUUGCCAGGACCUCCAGUAAGAUACUACUUCAGUCACACUGAUGAAGAAACGUUGUCAUAGAGAUACUCGGGACUGCUUUAUUUUGGAAAGUGUACUUAAUUCAGAAACUAAAAUUAAAUCAGCUCAUAAUACUGUGGAUUUCUUUUUGCCUUAACUUAAGGAAAACAACAGUAGGAAGCUUAACUACACUGAAGAAUUACAAAACAUUUUGGAGCAUAGUUCACAUCUCUUCGUUGCUUCAUACAGUUAUUAUCAUAGCAACUUUGAACUGGAAUACCAUGUCUUAAUGCUUACAAGUUUGUAUAUUAAGCCCUGUGGAUGAAAGAAGGAACAAAGAAAGCAUUUAUCUAUGACCAGAAGAAAUAAAGAUGAAGAAAUUGAAAAUAGUGAAUCCUGGCUAUUCAAAAAGCUAAAUCCUGUUUUCAGGCUUUCUUUUUUUUUUUUUUUUUUUUUCAUUAUUUGAGACCCAUUUUUCAAUAUAAAUAGUGUGAAACUAUACCUCUUUCAUGAUUAGGCUUUGAAACUUUCCUAACUGAGAGGAGAAGGGAUCCUAACUGAGAGGAGGAGGGAUUGAUGAAGAAUAGAGAUUUAAAUUUGUGUAGUUAAGUUAGUGUCUUCUUACUUGUGCUAACAGAGUUUGUUAUAUUACUUCCUCCCCUAAAUCAGGAUUUUUGCUGAUAAGAUCAGUGUUGUAAACCAUGAGGACGUGUUAACUUGAACUCAAUGUUAACAGUAUUAUAUGCACUCUGACAACUCUCAGAAAAUCCAUGAAUGUGAGCAUAUAGAUAUGACUAAUCAUUUGAUUCUUAAUACGCCUUUAUUUUAUUUAUCUGGAGCUCAAAAUUAGACAUAGUAUAAAAGGCUGAAAUGUUAUAUAAAAGACAAUAUCCUUAGAAAUAGGUGAAAAUUAGAAAUUUAAUACAAGUACGGUUGUCUUUUUCUUUCCAAUGUAAUAGAGAAAAAAAAAUAGUAUGUUUUUUAAAGAAAACAUGUCAUUUUACUCUUCAUUCCCAAAAUGGGAAUUGGCAGAGAGAAAGAAUAUAUUUUUUUAGGUUUUUUUUUUUUUUUUCUUUGAGAAAAAUGUUCUGUUUCCUGAUAUGAACAAUUGCAAGUAAUCAUAUAAUUGGGUCCAUCAACAGAGAUAAACAAUACGUUACUGUCAGUAAAUGACUUUUUUUUUUUUUUUUACAAGCAUAUUUCAUGUGUUCUCAACAGCAAGUUCUUACAACCUCUCAAAGUCACUUACUUGGAGCUCCUACUCAUUUUCAGACCAUUUGUAGCUACUUUGAUGAAUUAAAAUUUAGAUUAAAUCAGUAUUACUCCAACAGUAUAGUUACUUUCCAUUUACAAAUACUUUUAAAUGUCUAUGUUAACCAGUUUUUUGUUUCCUCCUUUUAUAAAGUCUCCAAUUGGGAAAUGGGUGAGUUAUUGUAAUAAAAUGUUCUUUUCAUUGAGAGAUGGAGAAAAGUGAGCAGGAUUUGUUGGUAAAGAAAUGGCUACAUAGAAAAAUAAACUUUUUUUUGUCAUAUCCUACCCUUUUCUAUUACGUAUAUUCCUAGUAUAAUGGUAAAAAUUAAUGUUACAUAAAAUUGAAUCCAGGAACAUCAAAGACUUUGUGGCUUAGAACUUAAUGAGGGAAGGAAUAAUAGAAUGUUUUCUGUUUUUGUUUGUUUAUUUGUUUGUUUGUUUUGAUAAAAAGCCUCUUUCAAUUUUUACUUUGUCUCCUAUUCUUUGGUAAUAAUGUUAUUCUCUUGGCAACCAUUCAGCAAUCCUCAAACAUGAACAGAUACUUUGGCACUGUUUACUCAAGUGUUCACAUACCUUUAGAGGUAAAUGAGAACCAUGCUUUGUAGAAUGCCAGAGUAAACAAAUAAAUUAAUAAAUCAAAUCAACCAGGAUAAGGUAAGGUUCAUUUUGCAAUUAAACCUACAACCAUUUUUUCAUUUGUUUUUUUGGUUUUUGUUUCGCUCUUCCGUAGGUAAUGAUUAUUACUGUCCUAAUUUUUACUAAACUGGAAAGCCAUAGUGAACUUGAUGACAACUGAUUUUCUUGUUUUGUUUAUUUUGUACUUUAAGAUUAUUAAUGAAAUGUAACUAUUGAAUACUGGGGAAAAAAACAGUGUUACUCCA
Psammomys obesus (fat sand rat) is the source of this 5259-nucleotide messenger RNA. RefSeq names its product ubiquitin like modifier activating enzyme 6 (gene Uba6). Gene Ontology annotation, biological process: protein sumoylation. Gene Ontology annotation, cellular component: cytoplasm; SUMO activating enzyme complex. The coding region runs from base 20 to 3190 and encodes 1056 amino acids. Gene Ontology annotation, molecular function: SUMO activating enzyme activity. The record is from RefSeq and is a predicted model, not a curated record. The transcript has 33 exons. Lineage: Eukaryota; Metazoa; Chordata; Mammalia; Rodentia; Muridae.